Cadophora gregata is the source of this 3246-nucleotide messenger RNA. RefSeq lists its product as uncharacterized. Gene Ontology annotation, cellular component: cytoplasm; centrosome; cyclin-dependent protein kinase holoenzyme complex. The record is from RefSeq and is a predicted model, not a curated record. Gene Ontology annotation, biological process: mitotic cell cycle phase transition; regulation of cyclin-dependent protein serine/threonine kinase activity. Gene Ontology annotation, molecular function: cyclin-dependent protein serine/threonine kinase regulator activity. Lineage: Eukaryota; Fungi; Ascomycota; Leotiomycetes; Helotiales; Ploettnerulaceae. The transcript has 3 exons. Bases 333 to 2381 code for a protein of 682 amino acids.
AUCCCGUCCUCCAUCAACACAACACAACACAACAACAUCCUCUCCUCCCUCCUCUCCACCUCGACUCUUCUUCACCACAAUCUCCGUCGCCAUCCCAUACCAUCACCACUUCUCAUGGGAGGCUUGUGAUCUGCAUCGUACUAUCAGGAGUACCGCGCAGCUCUGCUAACACGAGUCUAUCUCGAGCUACCUCCGACAUUCUCGAACCCCUAUGAAUUUUGGGACGCGAUAUUUGCCACACACCCAUCGAGCAUCUUUGCAGCAACAUUGCCCUACAAUUCCAACUAGCUUUUGGUCAUUUGCUAUUCUAAUUCACUUUGCAUAGCUACGCCAUGAACGCGCAACCGCAGCGUCCUGGCCAGAAGGGUCGAGUUCAAGUCGACGAGAAUACAGCUCCGAUCCAAUCAAAACAAACCCUCCACCAGCGACACAAGUCCACAGGAGCACUCAACAAUAUGCAUCCAGCCGGCGGAAAUAAGGGCGAGCCCAAGAGAAAGGCCUUCGGCGAUGUCAGCAACACGGUCAGAGCUCCAGUUGUCCAUGAUGACUCCGCCAUCCCAUCCAAACAGAUCCAUGAAAUCUUCAAGCCUAUUAUUCCCCUCGACACAAAGCCUACCCUCCUCCGCCCUGCACAACGCCCCCUUAAUACUGCUGCAUCUAAGAUCGCCUUAAAUACCACAACCUCUGCCGACCCCAUCUCCAAUCCUAUUACUUCAAAGGUCCCUCUCUCGGACACCCGACAGCUUCCUGCUCCCCCGAAGCGCACUCUUUCGAAGAAGGCUACAACAAUCUACAAGGACGAGGAUUCAGAGAAUGUAGCCCCUCAAAUUAAUGUCAAGACAGUUGCUAGACAAGAUGUCUCGGUUAUUGCACCGGUCCACCAGUCCUUGGAGACUCGCAAGAGCCAUGCUCAAAUGCAACAAGCUCCUCAGGCUGCACGCAAUAUGGUGCCCAGCUACCCAUCAGUAUCUGACAACAACACCAGUGAUGCAGUCUACCAGGAUGCUGCAGAGAGCCAGGUCGGAGGUGCUAUUGAGCAAUAUGUAGCUUAUGAGGAAGUCCGCGCAUCAGCAGUUGUUCUCGACCCAUACGCUGCUGGUACCUAUAGAGAGCAGCGCAAGCUUCCAGCUCUUCCAGAACCGGAGGAAUACUGGGAGGAUGACGAGGAAGAGGUCUAUGAUGAGCAAGGGUACACCACUGCACACUCAUUUCGAAGCCGAGGAGAUACAACUGGAGGUGUUACCACCGUCCUUGCUCCCAAGGUUACUCUCAAUGUUCGCAGAGAGCUUGCAGCUGCCAAGCAUGCUGUAGAGAGCGCUCGCACUAUGGAGGAGAUUGAGGAUGAGGCUUGGGAUACCAGUAUGGUGGCCGAGUAUGGUGACGAGAUCUUCGCAUACAUGCGUGAGCUUGAGGUAAGACACGCACCAAACUUCUCCCCUUGCACCCUUGCCCUGGUAAACGCGUCCCUGUGUAGCCAAGGCCUGUUAUGUGACCACCCUUGGCCAUUAAUGGCGCCUUUGUUUACCUCAGUCCUCGCACUGUUUGUGUUCCUUGGAUCAAAGCUAACCAGUCUUUCGCGUCAGAACAAGAUGCUUCCUAACGCCAAUUACAUGGAUACCCAGACCGAGAUUCAGUGGUCCAUGCGGUCCGUCCUCAUGGACUGGCUGAUUCAGGUCCAUCAUCGCUUCUCCCUCCUCCCAGAGACUUUGUUCCUCUGUGUCAACUACAUUGACCGCUUCCUAUCCUGCAAGAUUGUCUCCUUAGGCAAGUUGCAGUUGGUUGGUGCCACCGCUAUCUUCGUUGCUGCAAAAUACGAGGAGAUCAACUGUCCUUCUGUAAAUGAGAUCGUCUACAUGGUAGAUGGAGGUUACACGGUUGAUGAGAUCUUGAAGGCCGAACGAUUCAUGCUCAGUAUGUUGCAAUUUGAGCUUGGAUGGCCCGGACCAAUGAGUUUUCUUCGACGUAUUAGCAAGGCGGAUGAUUAUGAUUUGGAAACUCGAACCUUAGCGAAAUACUUCCUAGAAGUGACUGUCAUGGACGAACGCUUCGUCGGCAGCCCCCCCAGCUAUGUCGCUGCUGGUGCCCACUGCUUUGCCCGUACCAUGUUGAAGAAGGGUGACUGGUCCCCAGCCCACGUGUACUACUCCGGAUAUACUUGGACACAGCUCAAGCCCAUCGUUUCUAUGAUGAUGGAGUGCUGCGAGAACCCCCUCAAGCACCAUGCUGCUGUUUUUGACAAAUACUCGGAUCGCCGAUACAAGCGCGCCUCCCAGUUCGUUCAGGCAGAAAUGGCCAAGGGCUUCCGUCUUCCGGCGAUGUACUCACGUCCAUCCCUUCCUUCCCGUCAGGACUUUGAUCGGGAUCCUUUCUUCCAACGUUAGGAAAUGCUUGUCUCUCAGAGAUGAACUUCAUCCUCGUUUACCCUUCUCUGUAUAUUUUUGGACCAGAUAUCGAUUUUUUCCCUAUCGACCAUCAGAUUGGCAUAGGCUGCUUGACUGUAUCUGGAUCCGGACCUACAGAGCAAAAGCCAUGGGUAUUUCCCUUCCAGAUUCUCGAUUCCACAUGCCCUUUACUUCUUGGAACUCGCCUUCGAGAUCCGAAACGAUCAUUUCGUCCCCCAAAAGCAUUCUGCAUUUCCAGCGUCACGAUACCACGAUGAGACGAGACCACGACCUUCCCUUUCUGCUUCAUCGCUCACCUGCUUGUGGGCUUGGGGGUAAUGGUGAAAAUAGAGAGCAGAGCGCUUGCUCGGUUAAUGCAUUGCCUUUGUUCCUUCCCUUCUGCGAGAAAUACCGUGUAAUUGCCAGACGCUUUCUUUGAUCUCUGGAUGUCCGGCGUUCCCGGGCGUCCAAAGGAGUGUAGGGAAGUGUGCAUACUAAUUAGAGUAGAGGUUAAUAAUACUUCUAUAGAUACAUCUCUUCCCAUCCUUCUGUGAGGUGUGAUGGCAUAUUGCGGUAGCCCGCUUUUUGAAGGCUAUUGUAAUGCUCUCUGAAAAAUCGUUCUUCCCUAUUGCAUGCCAUCCCACCGCCAGUAACAACGCGCCACUUGAGCUCAUCCUGAUCAUACUAUCCAAUAACUCGUAUUUUGUUGCCAAGCCCUAUUGUUCAGCUAUUCUGGUCUGGUAAGAUAUUCAACAGUGUAUGCUUUGCACGCGAAAUAGAAGAAGCUACACAGCUCUGAUUUUCUUGAAUUGUAUCUUGAUGAUUCACCAAACAAUCCCCAAACACAGUUCUCGGAAAUGCUUGU